CUCCGCUGCAAAAAAAAAAGGCUCACUGUAAAGUUAAAGAACUUGAAAACUCCCAACCUUUAUUUCCUCCCAUUCCCAUUCUCCCAGCUUGUCAACCCUCGCUUCUUCUCUCUCUCACAAGCCGGACGUCUCCUCCUUUUGCUCUCCUCAAACAAGAAGAAAAAAAACCCUCCACCGCCCCCGAGUUCCCGACCAACGAAAGCAAGAAGAUGGCCGAAGAAGAAUUUGAGGAGUAUCUCUUCAAGAUUGUAGUGAUUGGGGACUCAGCAGUGGGCAAAUCCAACUUGCUCUCCCGCUUUGCAAGAGAUGAAUUUGACCAUAAUUCCAAGGCCACCAUUGGGGUGGAGUUUCAGACCCAGGUGGUUGAAGUUGAUGGCAAGGAAAUUAAGGCCCAAGUUUGGGACACUGCUGGCCAAGAACGUUUCAGGGCUGUCACUUCUGCUUACUAUAGAGGCGCUGUUGGGGCCCUCAUUGUCUAUGAUAUCAGCAGGAAAACAACUUUCGAGAGUAUCAAACGAUGGCUGGAUGAGCUCAAUACUCAUUGUGAUACCACUGUAGCGAGAAUGCUGGUUGGGAACAAGUGUGACUUGGAGGACAUUAGAGAUGUCAGCGUGGAGGAGGGAAAGAGCCUUGCAGAAGAGGACGGAUUAUUCUUCAUUGAGACAUCUGCACUAAACUCGACUAAUGUAAACGCUGCUUUCGAGAUAGUCAUCCGAGAGAUAUACAACAAUGUUAGCAGGAAAACUCUCAACUCAGAUUCCUACAAAGCUGAAUUAUCCGUCAAUCGUGUCAGCCUGGCAAAUGGGAUUGACUUAUCCAAGCAAAACAAAAGUUUUUCCUCUUGCUGCUCCAGAUGAGUUUCCAUAUCUAUUGGAGGUUUCAUUUCCUUUUCUUACUUUUUAUGUCCAUGCGAGUCCACUGCAGACGUGCUUUUGAAGCCUCUGUUUAGAGUGUUUUUGUUGGGCGUCCUCAUGAGAAACCUCUGGGGAUUUAGUGUGACAAAAGAUUCUACUUCUGGAAUGGUGUUGUGAUAUUGGCUUCAGUGUCAUGGAGUUGAGUAGUCCUGGAUGCACGAUGGGCAAAAUUUGUAGGAUACAAAUGAACGACAUUAGCAUGUUGCAAUUUAUUUAUUUUUUGCGGCAUGUAAAUCUGUGUCAUAUACGCACUGAGAAAUCUGCUGUACUCUACAUCUAAAUUCCUCUGUAACAGUACGGAGAAAAAGGGGUGAUUUUGAUUAUUUUUGAAAAGCUUUUGACGGCGUUAUUUCUCUC
Coffea eugenioides is the source of this 1271-nucleotide messenger RNA. Its product is annotated as ras-related protein RABA5b. Gene Ontology annotation, molecular function: GTP binding; GTPase activity. Gene Ontology annotation, cellular component: endosome. The coding region runs from base 210 to 857 and encodes 215 amino acids. The record is from RefSeq and is a predicted model, not a curated record. Lineage: Eukaryota; Viridiplantae; Streptophyta; Magnoliopsida; Gentianales; Rubiaceae. The transcript is spliced from 2 exons.